This is a messenger RNA of Wasmannia auropunctata (little fire ant), 535 nucleotides long. RefSeq lists its product as uncharacterized. NCBI's taxonomy places the organism in Eukaryota, Metazoa, Arthropoda, Insecta, Hymenoptera, Formicidae. The record is from RefSeq and is a predicted model, not a curated record. The transcript is spliced from 2 exons. The annotation marks the transcript as partial.
UGGAUAACGUGACAAAUGAUAAAUCAUUGAAUCUUUUAAUGAAAAUUCGCGAAAUAAGAAAACAUACAGGUUCCAAAUUUGAAGAUAUUGUAUUGGCAGCUUUUUCCGCUAGUGUACACAAAUAUCAUUUAAGCAUCAAGAAAACAGCUCCCGAUGCAUUAACAGUUGGUUUCCCAGUAAGAAUGGCAAUACCUGGCAAAAAUUUAACAUUAGAUAACAACUUUUCGGCUGCUGUUUUGCGAAUUUGUAUCUCCAAUGCGAAUGGGCAAACAAUCGUCGAGCCAAAUCGGGAUUCUCAGUUUUUUAAGCGUCUUCAAGAUAUUACAAGAGCAAAUAACGAGCUCAGAAAACGUUCAGACAUUUUGCUUAAUUAUUGGUUCAUGAAGUAUCUGUCCGCGCUAUUACCGGCAAAAAUGUUUAUGCAGAUUUCUCGUUUAAGUGACUGCACGAUGGGGUUUAGCAAUGUGCGCGGACCGGAAAAAGUUCGUAUUCUAAAUAAUUCUUUGAGAAACAUUGUCUUUUGGAUACCAAACAG